Molecule: messenger RNA, 510 nt
Organism: Arabidopsis lyrata subsp. lyrata
Lineage: Eukaryota; Viridiplantae; Streptophyta; Magnoliopsida; Brassicales; Brassicaceae
Product: elicitor peptide 3
Exons: 1
Coding region: 78-368 (96 amino acids)
Biological process (GO): innate immune response
Source: RefSeq, a predicted model, not a curated record
UACCAAGUUCCAUCAUCAACCUAACAACACACAACACUACUACAUAUCUCUUUCCUAAAAGGAUUAAGAAAUCAACAAUGGAGAAUCUGAGAAAUGGCCAAGAAAACGGUUCUCACUGGAUCCCAUUUACGUUCUUUGAUCAAUCUUCAGUGACGAUUCCUCUCUUGAAGUGUUUCGGUCUCGAUAGCUCUUCUUCAUCAUCAUCUUCUUCUGGCGAUUUUUCGUCAUCUCACAGCGAGGAAGAUGAGAGUAUCGAUAUAAAGGAGGAGGAGGAGGAAGAAUAUGACAUGACCAUUGAAAUCAAAGCGCGAGGGAAGACCAAGACUAAGCCUCAGCCAAGCUCAGGAAAAGGAGGCAAACACAAUUAGAGUUCAUAUACAGAGGAUACAAAUAAAUGCAUUUGUAUAAAAAUACUUAGCUAUAACUAUAAUAUAGUAUAUACUUAUUAUAUAUAGUCAUUUGUUUUGAAUGUAAAUUGGAUUAAUAAAGAUCGAGCUGAGUUUCAUUUUA